CCUCUUAAGGCGACGUCGGAUCUUUAAAUCGGUAGCGGUAAACAGUCAACAAAGAUGAGGGGUGUUGAUUGAGCUCUCGGUCGCGGCUGUCACAUCCAAGGGACGCAGUAGGGGAUGCUGACGCACACGGGGUCAGACAUGGAGAUGUUGCUGCUGCUGGUCGUCGUCGUUAUUCCAGCAUUGGUCACGUGUCAAACAUGGAACCAGGCCACUCUCAACAGUUUCAGCCAGCAUCUGAUUAUCAGCUGGAAGGUCAAGGACAACACCCAGAAUGAACUCUCGACACAAGUCGAGGUGACCUUGACCAACGACGGGUCAAAACCGCUGACCAAAGAAGGCCAAUGGGGAUUAUACUUCGACUGCAUCUACAUGAUAGAACCAGAACACCUGCCACACCCAAAUGGGUAUGUUCUACCCGGUCAAGGAAUCGUUGUCACCCAUCUCACAGGUACCCAUUUCAAGAUGGAGCCAACGGAGGACUUCCUAGAUCUACCCCAUAUGAAAAGUAGAAAGAUCAAGUUCAAAAUGCAGUACUGGUCAGUGGCCAAAACGGACAUCAUGCCUAACUGGUACAUCAUAGCGCCUCUUCUCGAACCAAAGGUGCUUCAGAGCACGGCUGGGAAUUCGCUGGACUUUGUUGAAAGUUACGUAAACGUGGAACAGUUUAAGCGGUAUGACUACGACGUGUAUUCUCCUUACAUCGCUCAAGUGAGGUACGCGAGGAACAGAGUUGAGGAUAUUUUUGAGGAUGAUGAAAUCCGAAUAGUGCCACGCCCCCAUCUGAUGAAGGUCGACAGAGAGGUCAACAUGACGUUCGACACAUCCACAUGGAAGAUACUCGCACCGGAUACACUCCACGAAGAGGCUGCAUACUUGAGAGAAAAAGCCAACAUAGAGAUCGGUGCUCCGACAGCUGAGUAUGAGGUUAUCCGUCUUCUUAUCGAAGAUGUCCAGAUCACUGGUGACGUCAUCGCUCAUAGCCCGGAUGCUUACAGCCUCGAUGUGGACACAGCCAAUCAGAUCAUCAUUAUCAAGGGCAACAGCCAAUCGGGGGUCUUCUACGGCGUUCAAACGCUGCUGAAUCUGAUUGAAAACAAUGGCGGCAUCUUGUACGACACGUUCAUCAAGGACGCUCCCCGGUUUGAGUAUAGAGGCAUGCAUCUAGACGUCGCCAGAAACUUUCACUCCAAGGAAGACGUGAUUAAACUCCUCGAUCUCAUGUCCAUGUACAAACUAAACAAGUUCCAUUUCCAUCUCACCGACGAUGAGGGGUGGAGACUGGAGAUUCCGACACUUCCCGAGCUCACCCAGAUCGGUGCCCGACGUUGCUACGACAUGGAUGAGACAAAAUGUCUGCUCCCUCAGAUCGGAUCGGGGCCUACGUUUACUGCUCCCGGUUCUGGCUUUUACAACACGCGGGAUUACCGCGAUAUAUUGAAAGAAGCCAAACGCCGCCAUAUUGAAGUGAUCCCCGAGUUCGACAUGCCUGGCCACUCUAGAGCCGCGAUCAAGGCAAUGGAAAUCCGGUAUAUAAAAUACGCACGGACGAACAUAGAUGAAGCUUUAAAGUUUAAGCUGGUUGAAGAAAAUGACCCCUCGAAAUACCUCUCAACUCAGAUGUUUUCGGAUAAUGCCAUGAACCCCUGUCUAAACUCGACGUACGCUUUUAUCGAACAUGUGAUGGAUCAAGUCCUUAUCCUUCAUCAAGAGAUACAGCCUUUAAGAAUUUUUAACUUUGGCGGCGAUGAAGUCGCAAAGGGAGCGUGGAUCAACUCUACGUCGUGUCAGACGAUGUCAAAUACAAUAAAAGUCUCAACAUCGAAGCUGAAAGAGUAUUUCUUUACGCGGGUCGCGGAACUAACUGCAUCCAAGAAUCUGAACCUUGCCGCUUGGGAGGAUGGACUGAUGCAUGGCGGGAGCGCUGUAUACGACCGUGACCUUGCUCCAAAUUCUGACGUCUACGCCUAUACGUGGGACAAUGUGUGGGAGUGGGGGAGCGCAGGUCGGGCGUAUAACCUGUCCAACCAUCACUACAAGGUUGUCAUGUCCCAAGCAACCCACCUGUACUUUGACCACCCGUAUGAACCCGACCCAAAGGAGAAGGGGUAUUACUGGGCUACCCGUUUCACAGAUACACAGAAGACAUUUGGAUUUAUGCCGGAAAAUAUUUACGAAAAUAUUGACACAGCACGCAGCGGUCAGCCCUUGACCAGAGAAAAUGUCUGCGGUGAUCAUAGUCAGAAUUGCCCCCCUUUGAAGAGUCGAGAAAACAUUGCAGGAAUUCAAGGUCAGCUAUGGAGCGAGACAGUCCGAACGUCUGAGGACAUCGAUUACCGACUCUUCCCCCGGAUGUUGUCUCUGGCUGAGAGGGCGUGGCAUAGGGCAUCAUGGGAAAAAAUGUCCGACAAGGAAGCACGUGACCGGGAUAUGAAAGCUGAUUGGGAGUCAUUUGCUCGUGCCGUUGGUCGUCGAGAGCUGCACCGUCUAGACAGUCUCGGGGUGAAGUACAGAAUUCCUCCACCGGGUGGCAGGAUCGAAGACGGCAUACUGAAAACAACGUCCUCAUUUCCUGGCCUCACGGUGCAGUACAGCCAAGAUGGCGGACACACAUGGUACUUGUCCACAGAUGACGUCAUCAUCAGCAGCGCCGACCCUAUCCUCUUGCGAACAAGAUCUGCAGACCUGACAAGAAGUAGCCGGGUCGUCACUCUCCACCCAACACCGCCAGUGCCAGUCGUGAAUCAACCAAUCGUCGAUAACAUUGCCCGGAGCCUCGUUCUGAAAUACGCCGUUCUCGAUAACUUCAAAAAUGGCGCCCGGUCCUUCAUUGCCCAAAUCUCGUUAACCAACAAAGGAGCUAACGAGAUUCAAGCGGGAAACUGGGGCCUAUAUUUCUGCAGUAUCUACAAGAUAGAACCCGACUACCCGAACGGGUACGUGCUGGACGCUCUCAAAGUCAAAUUCACCCACAUAGAUGGCUGUUUGUUUAAAAUGGAAUCCGUUCACGGGUUCGAGCCCAUCGCGCCAGGUGAACAGCGGAAACUGAAGAUCACCAUCCAGAACUGGUCCGUGUCCCGUACCGACGUCAUGCCGAACUGGUACAUUUGGGCGGAGGGGAUGAAACCUCGAAUUAUAUCCUCCACCACCGGAGAAGGGUUAACGUUUGUGGCGCCUUUCGACAGUCCUAACAAAUGGAAGCGGUACAAUGCGGAUACCAUCAAGGAUUACUACAACCCGUAUACUCCAGCAUCAAGAUUCCGAAGAAAUGAAAACGUCCAUGACCUUGGGACGGCGCCUCUUCCCGUCAUCCCCACACCGGUUUCCAUAGAGACGGGAAAGAGUGGCACCGUUUCCUUGACAACUUGUUGCUGGGUUAUCGUCAGCCAUCCCAUGUUCAUGAACCAAGCCGAUUACCUCAGACAGAACAUGAUAGAUUUUGGCAUGGAAGAGCCGAAGAUGGCGGAUGAGAAACCCCCGAAACAGUAUAUCUUCAUCAACUUUGCCGAUGGCGGUGUCUCGGUCAAGGGCAACGUGUCUUCUUCCCCAGACGCUUAUACAUUAACUGUUGAUCCUGAAACCGAAUCCAUGGAGGUCACGGCCGUAGCGACAUCCGGGGCAUUUUACGGCAUUCAAACCAUCCUCAGCCUCGCUUUGAAGCACAAAGUGAAAGGAACGAUACCUGGAAUGACUGUGGCGGACGAGCCUCGUUUUGGGUUUCGGGGCAUGCAUUUAGACGUUGCACGGAAUUUCCAUUCUCUUGAUUCCGUUCUGACGCUUCUCGACGUCAUGGCGAUGUACAAGCUUAACAGGUUCCACCUUCAUCUCACUGACGACGAGGGAUGGAGGCUGGAGAUACCUGGCCUCGAAGAACUCACUCAGGUUGGUGGCAGGCGAUGCCACGAUCUAUCUCAGACCCAAUGUCUUUCUCCCCAACUCGGGUCAGGUCCCUUCUCAAACAAUUCUGGUUCCGGGUUCUACACCAAAACAGACUACCAGACAAUCCUCGGCUACGCAGCCGAACGUCAGAUCGAGGUCAUACCGGAAGUCGACAUGCCCGGACAUGCGCAUGCAGCUAUCAGAGCAAUGGAGGCAAGAAGACUGAAUUUUUUAAGCGAGGGUGAUUUUGAAAAUGCAGAUAUGUACAACCUCCGCGAUCCCUCAGACACUUCCAGAUAUUUCUCAACACAGAUGUUUACCGACGAUGCCAUCAAUCCCUGCAUCAACUCAACCUACACAUUCGCACUAUAUGUUAUGAGGGAGAUAGAAAAGAUGCACAGAGAUAUCAAUCCGCUGCGGACGUUUCACUUCGGCGGUGAUGAGGUCGCUGUAGGAGCAUGGGUUAAUUCCACCGCGUGUAACAGAUUAAAGCAGUUUUCUCCGAGGCUCAAGGAGUACAUGGUCCAAAGGAUGUCUCUCUUCACCUCUGACCUUGGCGUUAACCUUGGGUCGUGGGAGGAUGGAUUGACCGCCACCGGAAAUAAACCCUUUGACCUGAGUUUGCUUAUCAACAAGGCGGUGUACGCCAACGCUUGGGACAAUGUUUGGGAGUGGGGCACGGCCCCACGAGCCCAUAUGUUUGCUAAUUCAGGAUACAAGGUUGUCAUGUCCCAAGCAACCCACCUGUAUUUUGACCACCCGUACGAGCCAGACCCAGAAGAGAGAGGGUACUACUGGGCCACCCGAUAUACUGACACCAUGAAGACAUUUGGCUUCAUGCCAGACAAUCUCUACGCCAACAUUGACGUCCAGAGAAGCGGCAAGCCCAUCACAAGGGCAGAUGUCUGUGGAAACCACGACGAGAAGUGUCCAGCGCUGAACGCUCCGGAAAAUAUUGUAGGUAUGCAAGGUCACCUGUGGUCAGAGACAGUGCGGACAUCUGACGAGAUGUUCUACAUGGUCUUCCCCCGACUGCUGGCCCUAGCCGAGAGGGCGUGGCACAAGUCCUCGUGGGAGAACAUCGACGAUUCCAAGGAACGAGAAUCGGCCAAAAGUAUCGACUGGGAGAAAUUUGCCAAUUCCCUCGGGUACCAAGAUUUACUUCUCCUUGACAGGAUGGGCAUUCCUUACCGCAUACCUCCCCCCGGAGGCAGGGUGUUCAAAGAUGUGCUGAUUGCUUCAAGCCCGUUCCCUGGUCUAUCGAUUGAGGCGAGUUUUAAUGGCGGCAAAACAUGGACAGAGGUCACGAGAGAUGGGGUCAAGGUCAAAAACGGCCAGACGGUGACACUGACCACCAAAUCAGCUGAUAACACCAGACGGAGUCGUGCAGUAACAAUGAAGGUCACAGGAAUAACUGUCGUCGCUGCCGGAGCUCACAAACUGAUGACGUCAUGCGCAACUUAUAUUGUCACUCUUUUAGUUUCAAUUUUAUAUACGUAUACCAGACACUGACGAAAACGCUACCACCCUAACAGGCCUGGUCACAACGAUGUAUAUAUGAUAACAUCCGAAUAUACCCUCCGUGAUAAUCAUUUUAAUUUUCAUUCACGCAUAUCCCCUCAAAAACAUAAACUAAGGGGGGAAAGGUGUUUUUAUGAUUCUGAAACCAGAAAAGUCUUCUUAAAUAUGAUAUGUUCACUUAACCGUCAUUCAUUCCUUCAGGGUUGUAAAAUGUAAGUUUUAAAAGUUAAAAGUUUGUAAAAUGUAAGCUUUAAAGGGUAAAACUUUGUAAAAUGUAUGUAAGACCGAGGUAAGAGAUGAAUUUGUAUCCACAUAACAUCUGCCAUGUUUGAAAUGUAUAAAAUUUGUGCCAAGUUUGUUUUAUUGAUUUUACGACACACGAUAUCUAAGAUAUCUUUAACACUUAUGACUUAUGUGAACUUGAUUUAUUUUUUAAAGUUUUAAAUCCAAUUUUAUUUUUAACAUAGAAAUGUGUAAGAGAUUUCUUUGAGUGUUGAUUAAGCGCCAGUGAGGUUUAUUAUUUAUAUAUAAUUAUUUGGAUAUAAAACAUGGGGUCUACAGAUGUUUCGGUUGAAAAUCAAACAUAGGGUAACAUCUGAAUUAUUCAAUUAUAGCGUUAAGAAAGGAGAGCAUCAAUUGUUUGAUUGAAAAUUUUGCAAUAACUUGUUAGUCUUGAAAAGUCGGUUGAUGACAUCAAACUUGGAUUAAGAAUUUCAAUGGACCAAAAACAACAUAGCGAUCACAACGUGGGUUAGACAUAUCUUCAUCUUGCAUCACUUCUGGUUCCUUGUUCGUUUUUAUUUCCGAAAUUCAGUUUUUCAUACGUAAGUACACCAGUGUAAUGUCCGCGUAUAUGGGAUAUGCAGUUCUGUCUCAGAUAAGACAUAGCAUGAAAUGAUGUGGUUUUUAUGCAAUCGCUCUAUAUGUAUCUAUACCCGAAUACAUUUUGUCACUGUUUAAAGGGGGUGAUCCUUGCUCCUCUUAAAGCGGGCGUUCUUCGCACCUAAGACCGGGUUCGAUUUACCCCCUAAGUCACUACGUUUGAGGUUUAUUCCUGAUGUGCGCUGUCCUUUUGUGUAUCGAUAUGAGCAGUGUAAAAUUAUGCUCUGAGGUGUGUCCGAUUUGUCUGAGACGAUACGGGGCAGCGGAGUAGCCUAGUGGUUAAAGCGUUCGCUCGUUAAGACGAAGGCCCGGGUUCGAUUCCACACAUGGGUACAAUGUGUGAAUCCCAUUUUUAGUGUCCAGUGCUAUUGCACCGUGCUAUUGCAGGAUUAUUGCUAAAAGCUGCCUAAAAAUUACCCAUUCACUCACUCUGAUGACAAAUUCAAAUGGCCUGGCGGCUCACAUUGCCCCGUCUCUCUUUUGACCUACUGAUGACUUAGUCCCGUCAUGCUUAGAACCACCAAAGGGAACUAACUGUUCACAUGGAUAUAACAAAUAUAACGUUUGCUAUUGACAACCGCGUGCUGUACAGCAUGGGAAAACAUUGUCAGUUUGUUAUGAUGUAAAAUUAUACAAUGGUUUUGAAAAAAUACACAUAAAGAAAGGACUCUGUUACCACAUAACUUACAGUCCAGUACGCGCAUUCUCAUAAAUUUGGCGUAUGUGACAUCUGUCACGCUACAGGGACAGAUGGUUACAAAAUAUGGAACACGCUAUGACACGUUUUUUUCCAUUCAUGUCUCCUGUUUUCGUCAUAGGCUCCGCGUUCUGGUGUCGUUACGCCUUCCUUUGAAUGUUUUAUAAACGAUCCCAAGUGACAAUGAAAUGUUUUUUAUGUCAUCUAUGUACACAAAUGUUUAUGUCUUAUGUUUAUGUUUGUAAACAUUGCACGAUCUGUCACUGUCAACGUCAGUUGUCCUCUAAUUGCCCUGAGGUCAAGGUCGUCGUUUUGUGUUUAUGGAAGUGUGUGUAUCAAGUUUGUGCUUGAAUAUGGUAAAUCCUGUAUCUGUUUUUUUAUACUUUUAAUGCGAAUCUGGUGAAACGAAAUUCCACAAAUUUUGAAAAUGAAUUUACACUUACAUUACAAUAUGUCUGUUCUUGUCAAGCACUCUGUGUAUCUGUUUCUUUGAUUGUAAUUUUGUACUGUUCAAAGGGGUGAUCCUUGCGCUUAAAGCGUUCAUUCUUCGCACUAAAGACCAGGUUUGAUUUACCCACAUAGGCACUACGUUUGGACGUUAUUCUUGAUGUCCUGGCAUGGUUUUGUAGAUCUUUACAAGCGGCGUAAAAUUAUAUUCAGUGGUGUGGCCGAUGUGCCAAAGAAGCUACAGUUCUCUGUUGAUUUACCUCACUUUAUCAACUCUUUGGUGCUCAUUUUUUAAAACGUAUCCCACCUUAUAAAGUACAGCUUACAUUUUAUUUGUACUUUUUCUCUCUGGACGCCACAUUUUAACAGUAAAACAAUGUUUCACAUUGUUUGAAUAUAAACCUAAGCCAAAUGACAAGGAAAGCUUCUUUAUUACACAGAAACAAAUUAUAUCUGUAAAAAGCGUACUUUUUUCUUGAAAAACUCAAAAUAUGAAAAAUAAAUAUAUCAACAUGAUACCAAUGACCUAGAAUUCAGAGACGCAUUCUUCUUAGAAAUGUGUAGAAAUUUUGCCGCGUAUAUCUGCAUCGUUUCCACGUUCCCGCUGCAACUGGCCUACAUAUUGCUUAAUCUCUUUCCGCAAAUAACAUGUGUCUCUCCAUCAGUCCGGAAGUUCCGGCAUUUCUUCUCACUCAUGUCAUCCUGGACCUGCGUUGCGAUUUUGACUUCAAGAAAUGAGGUUUAUUGUUUAAAAAAUCCAAAUUAACCACUCCCCCCCCCAAUAAAA
Haliotis rubra (blacklip abalone) is the source of this 8210-nucleotide messenger RNA. RefSeq lists its product as uncharacterized. Gene Ontology annotation, molecular function: beta-N-acetylhexosaminidase activity; polysaccharide binding. Gene Ontology annotation, cellular component: membrane. The coding region runs from base 115 to 5388 and encodes 1757 amino acids. The record is from RefSeq and is a predicted model, not a curated record. Gene Ontology annotation, biological process: ganglioside catabolic process; glycosaminoglycan metabolic process; carbohydrate metabolic process. The transcript is spliced from 15 exons. Lineage: Eukaryota; Metazoa; Mollusca; Gastropoda; Lepetellida; Haliotidae.